CUGCAAUAGUUUUCGUUUUGACGCAUGUUGUGGCGGUCAUACUCCUAUUGCUUGUGCAGAAGGGAUCGUUUGUGUGUUGUGUUGAGUAUUUGACGGAACAGUUGAUAAAUGGCGGGGGCGAUAUUAGAAAAUCUAAGUGGGAGAAAGCUGACCAUACUGAUAUGUUUUUUAAUGUUGUGUCAGAUUAUUUGUUUUCUGAUUGGCGGACUUGUUGCACCGACGCCGUCUACCGCAGACCACAUUUUGGCCACAAAAUGUUGGGAUCCUGAUCCCAAAAAUAACACCGAGAAGUGGUUCUACGCUCGAGGUCGCGGUAAAUGUCAAACAAUUGAUAUACACGAUCACACUGAGCCAAAUAUGCAAGCAAAUAAUAUUGUCUUCGUUUUUCAAAUUCCACUACCAAGAGACAGUUUAAUGCACGAUUACUCGCGGUGGCAACAAAAUCUUAUUGGAAUCCUACAGAUUGAUAUAGUGUACCAAAAAGGAGUUGAUGAAAUGGAGCCGCGCGUUCCGUUGACGUUAAAUGCAAGGCUGGCUUAUCGAAAUAAAGGUGAUGCCGAUGACGACUGGAAAAGUUAUGCCGCUUCAGUUGAAGAAAGGAUCCUUGAGUGUUCAUCUGAUAGAAAACCUGGUUACAACUAUAACUGUUCAUUAGUUCCGUUGUUUGAGUUAGGUUCUCUUCAUCAUGAUUUCUAUUUAUUAAAUAUUCGCCUGCCAGUGGAUGCCAAUAAAACCAUUAACAAAGGUCUGGGACAUGUAGAAGACUUGUGGCUAGUUACCAUUAAUCAGAAUGGAGGUUUUACAAAAGUUUGGGUGUCUCUUAAAAGCGUAUUCUUCCCAAUAAUUAUUGGUAUAAUGGUAUGGUUCUGGAGAAGAGUGCAUCAGUUGUCUCGCUCCCCAGCACUUUUGGAGUACAUGCUGUUUUCUUUAGGAAUUGCACUAACUGUGUUGAAUGCACCACUUGAAUAUUUAACACUCUCAUUUGACAUGCCUUUCAUGUUACUCCUUUGUGAUAUACGGCAAGGCAUAUUUUACGCAACACUGCUGUCCUUUUGGUUGAUAUUUGCUGGAGAGCAUCUGAUGAUUCAAGAUACUGCGGAAAAAAAUACGCUGCGCACCUACUGGAAACAUCUGAGUGCUGUAGCUACUGGUUGCAUUUCUCUUUUGGUGUUUGAUAUAUGUGAACGUGGAGUGCAACUAAGAAAUCCGUUCUACUCCAUUUGGGAUACAGAACUGGGAACAAAUUUGGCCCUAUCUUUCAUUAUAUUGGCGGGUAUAUCAGCAGGAGUAUAUUUUCUAUUUCUAACUUACAGAAUUUGGGCAGUGUUUUGCAACAUAAGUGCUAAAAGAUCAGCACUGCCUUCAUUGUCUUGUGCACGCCGUUUACAUUACCAGGGAGUAAUAUAUCGAUUCAAGUUCCUCAUGUUAGCUACAUUGCUUUGUGCAUUAAUGACUGUUGUGGGCUUCAUUCUGGGACAAGUAUCUGAGGGUCGGUGGAAGUGGAAUGAUCAAAUAGAGAUUGAAUUCACAUCAGCUUUUUUCACGGGAGUCUAUAGCAUGUGGAAUAUUUACAUAUUUGCACUUAUUGUUUUAUAUGCUCCCUCUCACAAACAAUGGCCAUCAGAGGCAGAUAUACGCAGCAAUUGUAAUGAGGAAAUUGAAUUCAGCCGAUUAGCUACUGAUCCCAGUGAAAUCUCAUCUUUAACGUCAUUUGCAAGGAAAUCUGCACUUGAUUAAUGGCAGUGUAUUGGUUGGUUGCAAGGUCUGUUGCCAUUGUCUUCAAUACCAGAAUCUGAUAUUGAACACAGUUUGAUUUAUGGUAAUAUGUGUACUUACAGGUGGUGUAAAUGUAGGCAUUUGUUCAAAAUGCAGAUGAAAGAUGUGGCAUGCAAUAGUGUAUUAGCAUUGAGCAUGAUUUUGUGUAAUAAUUCCAGUCAUAAUUAUAAUCAUAUAGUAUUACCUGUAGCUUAAAAAGUGAUUAAAAUUUACAUUUUCAAGUUUAUGAUAUGCCAAUGGGGUUCAUUCUCUGUAUGAACUAAUCUGAGUUGUGACAUUACUGACACUAUGCUAUGUUUAUAGUAUAGAAAAAUUUGUCAAAUUAUUAAGCACUUCAUUGUAAUCUCAAAUACAGAUCUGCUGUAUUUUAUUGGCUGUCAUUGUGUGUUUGAAGUAAUUGGCUUUUGUUACAUUACUGACACUUCAUUAUUUUUAUCUUUUAAAAACGUUGCUACCAAAUAAACAAGGGCUUAAUUGCAUUCUCAGAAAUCUACAUUUAACAUACUGUAGAGUGAGCUUAGUAAGUAUAUCAAUGAAGUGUGUUUAUUGUUGUUUUUAUGUACGUCUUUCAACAAAUGCAUAUUUAACUAGAGAAUCUCUUAUGAUCUGGUAGAUAAUUAUUUCAUUUCAUAAAUAUUCAUGGGCAUCUGCAGAAAUUUGUCAGGGGGAGGGGGGGGGGCAAGACUCUAAAAUUGCCAUUUUAUUUUAAUGAUUCUGUCAGUUUAAAAAUGGGUUGUGCCACAAGAAAUAAAUUUUGUAGGUGACAAAAAAAAAUUAUUGGUGUUUGCUCAGUACUUGCUGUAGGUAGAUCACUUCUACUCUGUAAUCCAGAUUCCAGGGGAAGGGGGUAAGUGCACUAUCUUCCUUUAUGCCCCCUCCACCUGUUUGCAGCCAGCUGUGUUCAUUUCUGCAUUCAAAAUUUGAAUUUGCCUGUUAGAAGGCAUGUGUAUGGGCAUUAACUGAGCACAAUAUUACUGCACUAGGCCUCUCCCAUGGCACCCUCUUUCUGCAGGUGCAGUAAAAUUGUGGUUGAUUGAUACAUGCUGUUUUGCUUAUAAGAAUCAUUUAAUUUUCUUAUUAAAUUAGUGACCUGAUAGGUUUUCAUUCAAUAAGAGACCUUUCUUCCUUAAUCUUUUCUGAUGAUCUACAUUUCAAGUGGAUUACUUUCGUGUGGUCAAUCAUACACAAUGUGGUUUUAUAGUCAGUGAACUGAUUUGCAUUAACCUGAUUUCUCCAAUUUCAUUUGGUAAUAUUUGGUUUAUUCAUUGAUGCAAAAAAAAAUUAAUGCAUCUAAUACUAGUACAUGAUUUAUAUUAUGUUGUGAAUAUUGUUUCUGUAUUUUCAUUUAGUCACUUUUAGUAACAACAUGGCAACUUCAACACAGUUAUGUUAAAGGUUUUACAAUCAGUGUAAUAGUUUCUACACAUUAACAUAAUAAAAUUUGUAUGUUAUGUUGAUGUGUUUAGUACUUUGGUACUGUAUAGUGGCUUGAAAAUUAAAAUGUUCCUGCAGAUAAAGUAUUUAGGAAAGAUGACCAGUCCUAUAGGUGCCACCUUACUGUAAGAUUGUACAUAUGUUUAUAUUUUCCUUGCACUAACAGCCGUUCAUUUUUGGAAAGCCUGUAAGGGGGGGAGGGGGAAGGACAAGAUUGGAACAGUCCUAUUAUUGUGUGUUGUGUGGAGUAAUGUUGGCAGCACUUGUUGUGAAGUGUGAUUAAAACAUAAGUGGGUGUGUCGACAAUUGGCUGUAAGUAGCCAAAGUGUUUUGUUGUGUAGAAUAUUGAAUGGUUUCUGGUUUGACACUGUAGUGGCUGGCACCAUCCGUAUUAAUUUUAGCUGGGAUUCUAUUAAAACAUAUUAGAUGCACAUUUGAGAAGUUACACCGUGAUAUCCAAUGUAAGAGGACUGGGUAUUAACAACAUUAGCAUAAGAUGAUUGUCAGAAGCUCUCUAUCAUAUGUGACCAAUUCUAGUCUGAUAUGUCACCAGUUCCAUAUAAGAAUGUUUUAUUUGUAGAGAUUUUGUAUUUUUGUAUGUAACACGUAUUUGUUUACUUUAACCAGUACAGAGUCUGUCAAGAUAACAAUCUUUAAAAUAAAAUAUAACUAAUCUUGGUGGAGUUGACAAUACGUUCCUGCUCACUCUGUCAAUAUCAGUAAAAUUAAUCAUGUUAUUGUCCAUAUGUAUGUGUAUUAACCACGUCAUGGACAUUUAUCCUGCUUGACAAAGUAUGAGUAAUGUGUUGUCAUUUCUCAACAGCUGUUUCAUAACAUGUGAAAAGUAACAAUAUGCUUGAACUCAUUUAUCUUUCCUAAUCUUAUGGUGACAUCACUCACCAUGUGAUUACACCAUACUGAGUUCUUUAAAAAAAAAAGCAAUGAUUUUCAUGUUACUGUAUUUCAUUUGUCAUUAUGUAAGUUCAGAGAGAGUAGACUUACAAUCUGAAACAGGUACAGAACACAGUUGAUCUAUCUAAUUUACCAAAUGACAACUGCACAGUGUUGGAAGGUGGUGGUAGAAAUUUUUCAAGCAGUAGUAUGUGCAGUCAGGUUUGAAUCUGCAAUAUGGUUCAUGUGCUGUUACUUUAAAAAUUGAAAACAGUUUUGUUUGUAACAUGUGGCCUAAGCAAUCAACAGAAAUGACUGAGGUGGCCUUGAACUGAUCACUGUAUAAGUUGGCCUUGUAUGCAUAGUUUAAUGUAAAACCAGAGCGACUUCAUUUUGUACUUUUCUAUUAGUAACAUGAAAGAGCUUCCAUUACUUGUAAGAUUCACACUUGUUUAUCUUCAAGAAAAGUAUUUCCAAUUUAUAAACAUUUGCUUGUAGUUUGUUUUUGAAAGUUUUUUCCAGUGCAGGGCUUGAUUUACAUUAUUUAGUCACAUAUUUAUAAUCUGAUAUUGCUAAAGACUGUCAAAUUUUAAGGAGAGUAACUAAAUGUGGUAUUAAGAGAGGGGUAAUUGCUGUGAAACAGAAGAUAUCUCUAUUAAUUUAUUUUUAUGUCGCAUAAAGUAUUAUGUUGUAAUAAUUAAUUUUCUAAUGUAUAUUUGUGAGAAGUUUUGUAUUUCACAUUGCCUUUAUUGAAAAUGGCAUGUAGGGAAAGCUUUUUUUUUAUGUUUAUAUAAGUGCCAUUUUAAAAUGUUACGGCAGUAUUCUUUUGUAUCUGAAAAGUGUUAUUCAAGACUGAAUUCUCCAUUUAUUGCACCAAUAACAUAUUAGGAUGGACUGUGCAAAAACCUAUUCCUGAAAGUCUGCCCCCGUAUGUUUGGGUUUGUGUUCUGAUGAGUGUUUAGUUUCAUGGGGGAAAAAAAUGCAAAAAUAUUGUGAUGGUAAAAGUUAAUAAGAGCAAUGCUGUUUUUCUUCCCCAGAGCAGUGUUCACUAUGGGAUGUGAAGGAAAAACAGUUGGGUAGACAGUGUGUAAUGUGACAGCUAUACCAGAACUUACACACACUUGCUUUGGUGGUAUAAAUGUAAACUUAGUUCUUAUGUUACAAUAGGACCAUUACAUUGUGUACACUGUAUUUGCCAAGAAAUGACCAGGGGAAGCUACAUACUGUGCACAGUGCUGAAGCUUUUAUUUUGCACUCGCACACUGUCUGUUCUCUUGCCUCUCAUUUAUUCCUGAAAACUAUCUUCCCAUUAAACUGACACAUGCCAAGUUACAUGGCAUAGAGGAAAACUGCUCUGGGUGGAACUGCCCCUAUUUUUAACCUUUACCAAUUAUAGUUACUUGCAGCCAAAUGAACUAAAAUCUCAUGAAACUGCAUUUUUAUUAAAUGAACUGAGAUAUUGGGUUUAUCCAUGACUGUUUUUCUACAUUUCAAAUGAUUUGCUGAACAUGUGAUGAAGGAAUUAAAAAUUUCCUAGGUAUUUAUCUGAUGGAAUGGUCCUGAACUGAAGGGAGAUGGGUGGGAAGGGUAUUUUGAAAUGUAACAUAACUGUAUUGUCCUAUAAAUAUUUGUAAAUGGAGAAAUAAAUUGUAAUAGUUUAUUCAUCCACAUAAAUAGAAGGUAAUUAUUUUAAUUCAUACUUUGUAAUAAUACUAUUGAGUGGACUUCUGUCUUGAGAUUUGCUGCGGCAUGUGAUUCUCUAGUAAAGUCAGAACACUUAAUGCAGUGCAUUUAUGCAUUUACUGACACACAAAUAGUAUCUUUUUUAUUUGUGAUUGAAUAUUUGUAAUUUUUCAAAGAAAAACAACUUUGUCAGAAAUUUUGUACAAGAUUUUAAAUACGCAGUAUUAAUGUGUCAUUUACUGAAUGUUUCUGAACAUUUAACAGUCUUAU
Schistocerca piceifrons (Central American locust) is the source of this 6054-nucleotide messenger RNA. It is a transcript of the gene wls, whose product is annotated as protein wntless. Gene Ontology annotation, cellular component: organelle membrane; endomembrane system. Gene Ontology annotation, molecular function: Wnt-protein binding. Gene Ontology annotation, biological process: Wnt protein secretion; Wnt signaling pathway; intracellular protein transport. The record is from RefSeq and is a predicted model, not a curated record. The coding region runs from base 109 to 1737 and encodes 542 amino acids. NCBI's taxonomy places the organism in Eukaryota, Metazoa, Arthropoda, Insecta, Orthoptera, Acrididae. The transcript has a single exon.